AUGUGUGAAAAAGUGGAAACGAAGGAGAAGGAGAAGAAGAAGGUUGACGAUGAUAUCUAUGAUGAUGAUGAUGAUGAUGAUGAUGAUGAUGAUGAUGAUGAUGAUGAUGAUGAUGAUGAUGAUGAUGAUGAUGAUGAUGAUGAUGAUGAUGAUGAUGAUGAUGAUGAUGAUGAUGAUGAUGAUGAUGAUGAUGAUGAUGAUGAUGAUGAUGAUGAGAAUGAAUGCACCUGA
Trichobilharzia szidati is the source of this 231-nucleotide messenger RNA. The record is from the annotation of a GenBank genome assembly. NCBI's taxonomy places the organism in Eukaryota, Metazoa, Platyhelminthes, Trematoda, Strigeidida, Schistosomatidae.